Molecule: messenger RNA, 822 nt
Organism: Entamoeba histolytica HM-1:IMSS
Lineage: Eukaryota; Evosea; Mastigamoebida; Endamoebidae
Exons: 2
Coding region: 1-822 (273 amino acids)
Source: RefSeq, a predicted model, not a curated record
AUGGGAAGUCAAAAUACAAAACCUUCAUCCAAGAAAACUACUUCUACUUCAAAAUCAAAUAAACACAGCAUCCCUGAUCAGUUUUCAACUAUGGAAGAACUUCAACAAGCAUUAAGAAAUGCAGGAUUAGAAAGUUCCAACUUACUUAUUGGUAUUGAUUAUACUAAAUCAAAUACAUGGACAGGAAAAGUAUCAUUUGGUGGACAAUGUUUACAUUAUAUUAAUCCACAAUAUCCUAUUUUUAAUCCAUACCAACGAGUUAUUGAUGCUAUUGGACGUGCUUUAGAACCUUUUGAUGAUGAUAGAUUAAUUCCAACAUAUGGAUUUGGAGAUGUCACUACCACUAAUAAAAGUAUAUUUUCAUUUAUGCCUAAUGAAGCUCCAUGUGCUGGAGUUGCUGAAGUUUUGAGAAGAUAUAAUGAAAUAACACCAAGUGUUCAAAUGUCUGGACCAACAAAUUUUGCUCCAUUAAUUAGAAAAGCUAUUGACAUUGUUCGUACUACACAUUCUUAUCAUAUCCUUUUAAUUAUUUGUGAUGGUCAAGUUGAUAAUGAAAAAGAUACUACAGCAGCCAUUAUUGAAGCGUCUAAUUAUCCACUUUCAAUUGUUGCUAUUGGUGUUGGAGAUGGUCCAUUUGAUAAGAUGGAAAAUUAUGAUGAUAAUUUAACUGAAAGCAAGUUCGAUAACUUUCAAUUUGUUAAUUUCUAUGAAGUUGUUUCUGCUCGCCCUGAUCUUCAAGAUAUAGUAUUUGCUGUUAAAGCAUUACAAGAAAUACCUGACCAAUAUGCAUUUAUUAAGGAACAUGGUUAUUUAGAUAAUUAA